AGUAGCAGUCUCCUAUUGGCUAAAUCCAGAGAAAGGAGGCGGGAAAUCGUAUGCACGUGGGUGGCCUAGCUGUUCUCGGGUCCUAGUGCCCAGCCCUUUAACCCCAGCUCAACCCCGCGAGAGGCCGGAAGCACUUGGAAGUCACGUGCUGCUCGGGUCGCUGCAGUGAUUGGCUUAGCUGAACGUGAACAGUGCGGCGGUGAUUGCUGAAUUUUUUUUAUUCACCCCGGCCUGGUCUUUGUAGUCGCCUGACCUUGCAGUGCUAGAGCGUUUGGGGCUGUGGGUUGGUUGUAGGAAUGAGAAGCGCGCUGGUGAUAUUGUAUCCCCAGUGCACUUGCCCUCUUCUGUUACCGGGAGUGCAGGAGAUGCUACUUUGCAGGCUUCUCGGUGUACACCUUUAAUGGCCAGGGGUCACAACUGAAAGCAUCGAAAAGUCGCGCUGCGGAUCUUCAUAGGGAGACAGGAGGAUAUAUAUGGCAGAAGGCUGAAAAGCUUCUCAUCCAGUUAUUCAGAUGCAUCCUGCGAGCGAAAAUGUGUCCUAAGAGUCACUAUUGGAAUAGUUUUGUACGACCUGCUUCCGACGGGAGAUGUGAGGUCCCUUCAAAAGCAAACAUCUGAAAGUAGAAUCUUGGGCGAUCGAUGGUGUAUCAGACUUGUGGAUGAUUCGUGGACCGUUUACCCAGGUGUUCUGUGCAAUCCAGGGCUUGGAAACACUGGCAAGCUCCCUGAACUGGGCAUCUCUCUGGUGAGGAAGAAGAGAGCAGGCCUGUUCUCUCUGGGAUCCUGUGGUCACCUCAUCGGGAUCCCUGAGUGCCUACUUCAGGUGUCGUCAGGAUGGAGUCCUGAAGUCCAUGUGGCUGUUUGCAGUGAACCAGGUGUUAAGGAAAAUGCAGAGACGCCACAGCAGCAACACGGAUACCAUUCCACCUGAAAGAAACCGCAGCCAGACGCUCAGCCCCGAAGCCAGCGUGGAUGAAGGCGGUGUCUUCGAGAGCCUGAAGGCCGAGCCGGCCUCCUCACCUGCACUCUUCUCUGGCCUGGCCAGCAGCCUGCCCACCAGCCCCUUCCCAGCCAGCCUGGUGCUGGGGUCCUCAGUGAGCGGCGGGGACGUGUUCAUCCAGAUGCCCGCAUCCAGGGAGGAGGGAGGUGGCCGCACCGGCGAGGGCAGCACCUACCACCACCGCCAGCCCCACCACCACUUCCACCACGGCGGCCACCGAGGGGGCUCCCUGCUGCAGCACGUGGGUGGGGACCAUCGCGGACACUCGGAGGAAGGGGGUGAUGAGCAGCCAGGGACGUCUGCCCCUGCCCUGUCGGAGCUGAAGGCUGUCAUCUGCUGGCUCCAGAAGGGGCUGCCCUUCCUCCUGAUCCUGCUAGCCAAAGUGUGCUUCCAGCACAAGCUCGGCAUCGCCGUGUGCAUCGGGAUGGCCAGCACCUUCGCCUACGCCAACUCCACGCUCCGAGAGCAGGUCUCGCUGAAGGAGAAGAGGUCGGUGCUGGUCAUCUUGUGGAUCUUGGCCUUUCUGGCAGGGAACACCCUGUACGUGCUGUACACGUUCAGUUCCCAGCAGCUGUACAACAGCCUCAUCUUCCUGAAGCCCAACCUGGAAACGCUGGACCUCUUUGAUCUGCUGUGGAUCGUGGGCAUCACAGACUUUGUGCUGAAGUACAUCACCAUUGCCCUCAAGUGCCUCAUCGUGGCCCUGCCCAAGAUCAUCCUGGCCGUCAAGUCCAAGGGAAAGUUCUAUCUGGUCAUCGAGGAGCUGAGCCAGCUGUUCCGAUCACUUGUCCCCAUCCAGCUGUGGUACAAAUACAUCAUGGGUGACGACUCCUCCAACAGCUAUUUCCUGGGAGGGGUCCUGAUCAUUCUCUACAGCCUCUGCAAGUCAUUUGACAUCUGUGGCCGUGUGGGUGGAGUCAGGAAAGCCCUGAAGCUUCUCUGCACCUCUCAGAAUUAUGGUGUCCGAGCCACUGGGCAGCAGUGCACAGAAGCCGGAGAUAUCUGUGCUAUCUGCCAGGCUGAGUUCCGAGAGCCUCUGAUUCUCCUGUGCCAGCAUGUGUUCUGUGAGGAGUGCCUCUGCCUGUGGCUGGACCGUGAGCGUACCUGCCCUCUCUGCCGCUCAGUCGCCGUGGACACGCUGCGCUGCUGGAAGGACGGGGCCACCUCUGCACACUUCCAAGUGUACUAGGGCCGGACCCCGAGGAUGCCCGGCAGACGCCUGAGGGUCAUCGUCCUGGGCCCUGCGCUGGGGGCUUCCUGGAAAACAGUCUCCAGUGCUUACGUCAGCCUUUGCCAACUCCAGCCCCGAGGGCAGGCCUGGGCCUUCACCAUCACCCUCCACCCCUUCCUCCCGAGUUCUGCGGGACAGUGUGAGCACCCUUCCCCUCCUCGUUCAGACGCGGUCUCCCCCAGGUAGGUAGGUCAUCCAUCCCCUCUGAGUCAAAGAAUCUGUAACACAUGAAGUUCCCCGUUCUCCUAAUCUACUACUGAGUUGCUAAUACUCAGUGCGGCAAAUGGGAGGAGCCUGGCCGUCACUCCUUCUCCACAUGGCCCAGGCCUGCAGAUUAGAGUCACUGUGAAGUCUUUGAAAGUCCAAAUGCUGGGUCCGCUGUCCACCUAGAAUAACUUAACGGACACGUCACUUAGCAUGUGCUAGGCACAGCAUGGAGCAUCCAGCUUGGACCACUUCUGGUCAUCCUCACCAGUCCUGUCACCGAGGUACCCACUUGACAGGUGAGAGACUGAGGCACCCAGUGUGAUGGGGUAACUUUCUCCCAGGUCACCCAAUUAGUGAGGGAAGUUUCCAGCCAACUUGGGCCUGGUCUGGCAUCAGAGUCUGCGGAGGCUGCAGGUGUGGGGCCCAGUAGAUCUGGGAGGUUGAAAGCACAGCAGAUGAUUUUUAAUGACUUUGUGGCCUUGCUGGGUACAGUGGCACAUGCCUGUAGAGCCAGCACUUGGGAGACUAAGGCAAGACCGAGAGUUUGAAGCCACCUCGGGCUACAUGGGAAGAUCCUGUGUCAAAGAAAAGAAAGAAAGGAAGGAAGACUGCAGUACAGGGGUCCCUCACUUUGGGUACAGACCACACGAGAAUGUGAGCCGUGCACACCAGAUUCUGAAAUCCGACUGUGGCUGGGCCCCGUGGAAAGACCUGUUCCUUAAAAUUCUUUUUCUGGGCUCUGGCUACAGUGUUCAAUCCCGUGUGGGUUCAAGAAGUGUCACUUUAGCCCAGAUGUGGAUAUCACUGGGUCUCCCAUUGCUGUUUCUUUUCUCCUCUUUUCUCCUUCUGUCCUCUCCCUCACUUGCACCUCAGGCCUGUCAACAGCUUCUGUGGACAUGGCUGUCUCCCCUGGGAGCCUUCAGAGCAAAAGGGACAAUCCAUGUUAUGGAUUUUUCUUUGAGCCAGGGUGGUAGCGAGGACCACAGUAGGAGCCAUGUUUUGCAAUCUCUAAGACAAAGCUGUUUGUCUACCCAUGCAACUGCUGCUUGGAAAUCUGGUAUAUGAUGGCACAGGUGACACAGAAGCCACUGGAAUCUUGCCCGCCCUAUCCCUCUCCCAAUUCUGUUCUGGCACCAGCGGCAUUACAGAGAAAGCCUCUGUCUGGCUGGUGAGCAGAUUAGCGUACAAGCCCCGAGGAUUAUAGCGGAGCCUUGCUCCCCCCAGUAGAUGCAGGCCAUUUGUCCCUGUGUGCCACCAUGCCAGGACUUCGUCUUUGGCUUCACAUCUUUGGCUCUUUCCUGGUACCCAGCAAGACAUCCCUUCCAGGGCAGCAUGGCAUCUUUCAAGCUCUGUUACUAUGGCAAUGGCCAGUGAUGUUGACAAUCCCGCUUGCCUGGAUAAUCAAGUAGGAAGGGGAAGCAGAAGGAAACAUCCCCCUCUUCUCCAAAGGGAAGCAACAGGCACUUCUGCACCUGGUUUUUAUCAGAAAUUCAGUCUGCCUGCCGAUGCUGUCAGGCAUGAGGAACUGGAGCUGGACAGGACUUAUUCAAGUGUCAGCAUGGGACAGAGAAGACGAGCAGUCUGUUGGGAGUCAGACCUGGAGUCCUGACCGCAAACUCUGCGUGACUUUGGGAAGUCACUUUACCUCCUGUCCCAUCUCUGUGUGACGAAAGCUGAUGUGUUGUUUGCUGGAAGCAAGGAAACUAACAUUGUACAUUACUGGUGAAUACACCAAAUGGCUUUGCCAGUUACACCCAUGCCACUAAAGGAAAUUUUCCCUUAACAUUUUGCCAAUAGUGAGCCAUGCCUCUGACGCUAUAAAGAAGGUCACCUGUGGGGGACUUCUGGAGGCAGGUGGGAAGGUUUAGUUUAGAAUGUUAUUUAUUCAUUCCCUACCCUCCAGGGAGACUUUGCACCUGGGGGCUUUCUUCUGAGCAGGAAGAUUUUCCUUCUGCCCCAGAGGGCAGCAGUGGCUUCAGCAGAGAUUUCCAAGCACCAGACUGCACAAAUUCCCCAAUGCUGGAGUGAAAGCAGCCAAGAGUCCCUGCUGAAACAGAACAAUGUCACUGUCCUUUACCCAUGUUCCCUGCAACUCAUAUAUUAUAAACAGGAUUAAUCAAGUAUCAGGUUCUGCGUGCCCUGCUCUUAAUAUUUUAUGAUUCACUGAGUCACAGAGUGGUCAGAAAGAAAUAGUCCUGUUCAUAUAAACAAACCCGAGAGUAAUCAAUGUGUGGGAAUAAGGAAUGCAUGCUUUGGACUUAGAUGUAACAGGCACACCAUUUUCCAAAGAAGAGGCUGUGUGGAGCCCCGAGGACAUCCCAGCUGCUAAGGAGGAGGAUGUGUGACAGUCCUGGAGUCUUUUAAUACUUCCGUUCUGGGGCAAACAGCUGCCUUUGGUGUCUUUGUGUCUCCUUAAGUACCUUCUGCCAAUAAAUGUCAUCUGUUGAUGGAACUAA
Messenger RNA from Heterocephalus glaber (naked mole-rat), 4894 nucleotides. RefSeq names its product ring finger protein, transmembrane 2 (gene Rnft2). Lineage: Eukaryota; Metazoa; Chordata; Mammalia; Rodentia; Bathyergidae. The record is from RefSeq and is a predicted model, not a curated record. Gene Ontology annotation, biological process: positive regulation of ERAD pathway. Gene Ontology annotation, molecular function: ubiquitin protein ligase activity.